This is a messenger RNA of Fukomys damarensis (Damara mole-rat), 419 nucleotides long. Its product is annotated as cytochrome b-c1 complex subunit 10. The transcript is spliced from 3 exons. Gene Ontology annotation, biological process: mitochondrial electron transport, ubiquinol to cytochrome c. The record is from RefSeq and is a predicted model, not a curated record. NCBI's taxonomy places the organism in Eukaryota, Metazoa, Chordata, Mammalia, Rodentia, Bathyergidae. Gene Ontology annotation, cellular component: mitochondrial inner membrane. The coding region runs from base 95 to 265 and encodes 56 amino acids.
GCGGGGGCCUUCACGCGCAUGCGUACGGUGCCUACGUUAGCGCUGGGCUGCCUGGCCGCCGGACAAGGUGACCGGCUUAGCGGACAGAGCUGCGAUGCUGACCAGGUUCCUGGGCCCGCGCUAUCGGGAGUUGGCCAAGAACUGGACCCCAACAGCCACUGUGUGGGGCGCUGUGGGCGCCGUGGGGCUGGUGUGGGCCACAGACUGGCGGCUGAUCCUGGACUGGGUACCUUACAUCAACGGCAAGUUUAAGAAGGAUGAUUAGUCAGCUGCUCCUUUCGGAACCCUCUGGUGUCUGGUGGUGCCACAUGUUCCCACCACAGCGCUCCUGUGUGCAGAAAGCCCCGAGGAUGGACACCAAGGACACUGAACAGUUUUGAUAUUUUAAUGCACAGAACAUUAAACCUUACUCUCAAACC